AUGAAGGCAAUUCACUUUGGUGGUGGUAACAUCGGUCGUGGCUUCGUCGCCGAGUUCCUGCACAAAUCCGGAUAUGAAGUCGUCUUUGUCGAUGUCAUGGACGCCAUUAUCAACGCCCUGCAACAAAACAAGUCAUACACUGUGACAGAAGUCGGCACAUCAGACACCAAGUCAAAGACGAUCGACAACUACCGCGCCAUCAACAGCAAGACCGAUGAGGACAAGGUCGUCGAGGAGAUUGCCACUGCCGACAUUGUCACCUGCGCAGUUGGCCCCAACAUCCUCAAGUUCAUUGCUCCUGUCAUCGCCAAGGGUAUCGAGAACCGCAAGAAGGACUCGCCUCUCGCUGUUAUUGCCUGUGAGAAUGCCAUUGGAGCCACGGACACCCUUCGCAAGUUCAUCGAGGAGAAGCUUUCAGACUCGACCAAGUCGAACAUUCAAGAGAAGGCUCGCUUCGCUAACAGUGCCAUCGACCGCAUUGUUCCCAUGCAGGAUGAGGACGCUGGUUUGAACGUCAAAAUCGAGAAGUUCUACGAGUGGUGUGUUGAGAGCAAGCCUUUCCUUCCCUCGCAACCACCAAAGAUCGAGGGUGUUCACUUUGUUGAGGACCUUACCCCCUUCAUCGAGCGUAAGCUCUUCACCGUCAACACUGGCCACGCCACUGCUGCCUACUACGGCUACAACCGCGGCAAGGAAUGCAUCCACGAUGUCCUGCAAGACAAGGAGUUGCACGAGAUUGUACGAAACACUCUCAAGGAGACUGCUCACCUGAUCGUGAACAAGCACGAAAUUACUGAGGAGGAUCAGAACGAGUACGUCGAGAAGAUCAUCAAGCGCAUCUCAAACCCAGUCCUCAAGGACAAUGUCGAGCGUGUUGGUCGUGCUCCUCUCCGCAAGCUGUCGCGCAACGAGCGCUUCAUUGGACCUGCUGCUCAUCUUGCUGAGAUGGGAGCCAAGUAUGAUGCCCUUCUUGGUGGUAUCGAGAUGUGUCUUCGCUUCCAGAACGUUGAGGGUGACGAGGAGUCAUUCGAGCUGGCCAAGAUCCUCAAGGAGAACUCGUCAAGUGACGCUACUGAGAAGAUCACUGGUCUUGAGCGCAACCACACUCUCUUCCCAGCAGUCGAGGAGGUCGUCAAGAAGGUUCAGGCCUGA
Messenger RNA from Aureobasidium melanogenum CBS 110374, 1152 nucleotides. RefSeq lists its product as uncharacterized. Lineage: Eukaryota; Fungi; Ascomycota; Dothideomycetes; Dothideales; Saccotheciaceae. Gene Ontology annotation, cellular component: cytosol. Gene Ontology annotation, biological process: mannitol catabolic process. Bases 1 to 1152 code for a protein of 383 amino acids. The transcript has 2 exons. The record is from RefSeq and is a predicted model, not a curated record. Gene Ontology annotation, molecular function: mannitol-1-phosphate 5-dehydrogenase activity.